GGAUAGUGGUAGUGGCCUGACGUCACGCCCACUUGCUGGGCUUGUUAGCUCCGGUUAGCUCGCACUCUUUUGGACUACUGUGAUUACUGUUUCUUCAGUUUUCUUCCUCCCUACAUGUCAGUUGCCACCCUCAUCAAAAGCAAGCUCGUUGCUGCCUGCCGUACGCAUCUUUUCCAGCGCCUUUACGUGUCACCCCGCCCGGCAGGCCUACGCACGAUGCAGGUGAAGGUGCUGAAUGCGCUCGAGGACAACUACAUGUACUUGCUGGUGGACGACGCGACCCGUGAGUGCGCCGUGGUUGACCCGGUCGAGCCGGCCAAGGUUCUCGACGAGGUGAGCAAGCUCGACGUCAAGCUCACAACCGUGCUCACCACGCACCACCACUGGGACCACUCGGGCGGCAACGAGCGGUUGCUCGAGCUGUCGCCCAAGCUGCGCGUGUUCGGCGGCGACGACCGCGUGCCGCGUCUCACGGAGCGCGUCACCGACAACCAGGAACUGAAGGUCGGCAAGCUGACCGUCCGGUGCCUCCUGACCCCCUGUCACACCUCGGGUCACGUGUGCUACUUCGUGCCGGCUGCCGAUGGACAGGCCCCCGCUGUGUUCACAGGCGACACGCUGUUCAUCGCCGGCUGCGGCAAGUUCUUCGAGGGCACUGCGGACCAGAUGUACAAGGCGCUGGUCGAGCGGCUCGCCAAGCUGCCGGACGACACUCGCGUCUACUGCGGCCACGAGUACACGGUCAACAACCUGCUGUACGCCUCGACCGUCGAGCCGGACAACGAGUCGAUCAAGUCCAAGCUGUCGUGGGCACGGGAGAAGCGCGCCAAGAAGGAGCCCACGGUACCGUCGACCAUCGCCGAGGAGCGGAGCUUCAACCCUUUCAUGCGCGUUGGGGAGGCCUCGGUCCACAAGCACGCCAAGCUGGACGAUCCGGUCUCCACCAUGGCCUUCCUGCGCAAGGAGAAGGACCACUUCCGGCCCAAGGCUUGAUCCUAGUUUUCGGUCGUCGUCGAUCUGUACUCGCUUUAUAGACAUGCCCCAAAUAUACAGCUUCUGCCCGUCUCGGUUCUUUUCA
Messenger RNA from Rhipicephalus sanguineus (brown dog tick), 1078 nucleotides. It is a transcript of the gene tzn, whose product is annotated as hydroxyacylglutathione hydrolase, mitochondrial. Bases 115 to 993 code for a protein of 292 amino acids. Gene Ontology annotation, molecular function: hydroxyacylglutathione hydrolase activity. The transcript is spliced from 3 exons. NCBI's taxonomy places the organism in Eukaryota, Metazoa, Arthropoda, Arachnida, Ixodida, Ixodidae. The record is from RefSeq and is a predicted model, not a curated record.